This is a messenger RNA of Hemicordylus capensis (graceful crag lizard), 2988 nucleotides long. Its product is annotated as titin-like. Lineage: Eukaryota; Metazoa; Chordata; Lepidosauria; Squamata; Cordylidae. Gene Ontology annotation, cellular component: lipid droplet; cytosol. The record is from RefSeq and is a predicted model, not a curated record. Gene Ontology annotation, biological process: lipid storage; positive regulation of triglyceride storage. The transcript has 8 exons. The coding region runs from base 123 to 2885 and encodes 920 amino acids.
UCAACAAGGGCUCCUUGGAAUGCUAGGAGUUGCUUGAGCAGGGUCCCUGUGAAAAGAUGGAAGAUGCUGUCACAAACUGGAGACUUUUUUAGCCCUUCCCAUCAGGCCGGUGUGCGGAAAUCAUGGCUGCGAGAGGAUCAAGAUCGUCAUCUUCCAUGAGCCUUGAGAACACAGAGGACAACCCACUGAGUGGCGAAUAUGUAGAGAAUGAACCAUACCAGUUUGACAGCUCCUCGGUGGAGAGUGUGACGGAAAAGAAAAAGGUUUCCUUCUCUUAUGAUGUGAUGAAAGCGAAAGAUGACGACCUAACUAGGGAAGAUCUGAAUGAGGAAUGGCAAACCAGUUUGAACGUAAGGAUGCUAUCAGAUGAGGCCGAAGAAGACCUGGUCCUUGGGGAAAGGGAUAGUGUGGCCUCCUCCCAAAAAGAAUCCUUGGUGGCCCCUCCCCCGUCCAGGGAGACAAUGGCACGUCCCUCCAAAGCCAUUUUUUUUGGCACCAGCCCAGUUCAGAGCGAGCUGGAAGAAGUGGAGGAUGCGGUCGAGAAGGUAUUUGGAUUCUACAAAUCUGUCUUUAGGGUGCCUUCUUUGGAAAGGGUAGAAAGCGAAUCCUCGCAAGAUACUUCUCUGGGAUGUAGAGACAGCCCACUUUCUUUUCCCUGGCCCUACUUCUGUGCCUCUAACGCCAGCCUGGCAUGCAGCAAUUCAUCAGAGGAUGCUUUUCUUGGCCGAGAGGUACUGGGAGAAACCAGCAUAGGUGAUUCCACAGUGGAAGAAACUGCCUUGAGUGAUACCGAAUUGGUAGCAGCUAUCAGUAGUCAGGAAAACAGAGUGUCCAUCCCGCAGAUCUUUGAACCAGAGCCGCAAGAGGUCCCCUCGGAGCCAGAAAUGGGAUUCACCGGAGCGCACAUUUUGACCUGCACAGUAUGUCAGCUGUUUGUCCGUACAGUGGACAGACUGCUCGAUCGAUCGGAGGAACUGAUGGACCAAUUCAUGCCCCUAACAGAGGAGGAGAUCGGCAAUCUGAAGCGUGCUGUUCAGGAGUUGGCCGGUACCACCACGGACCAGCAGGUGCAAUCCUGCAUCACGAGAAUCAGCAAUCUCUCCUCGCAGCUCCGCCAACGCGCCUACAUGCUGGCCUUGAGCAAGCUGCGUCUGGCAAGGCAGAGCACCCAUGAAAGCCUGGCUCAGUUGCAGACGACAAUAAGCCUGAUUGAUAAUGUGCAGCACGGGGAUCCAAGACUGAUAGGUAAAAGCCAAGAGAGACUGCACGAUAUGUGUGCCGAGUGGGCCCAGAAGCGGGACUCCCUUGAGGGGGAGGAGGAGGAGGAGGAGGAGGAGGAGGAGGAGGAGGAGGCUGAGGAGCAAGUUCUCAUUGUAUGCGACGAGAGAGAGGAAGUGGAAAUACGUUGUCCCCAGGACAAUGGCAUAGAAGAAGUCUGCACACCUGUCCCUCAGGAGUCCUGGGAAGUGGAAGUGGCUCCCCCUCCAGAGUGCUGGGAAGUGGAAGUGGUUUGCCCUCCGGAAUGUGAGGAAGUGCAAUUGCCUCCCGCUCCGGAGUGCGAGGAAGUACAAUUGCCUCCCGCUCCAGAGUGUGAGGAAGUGGAAUUGCCUCCCACUCAGGUCAAGGAAGAGCCUCCCGCUCCGGUCGAGGAAGAGCCUCCCGCUCCAGUCGAGGAAGAGCCUCCCGCUCCAGUCGAGGAAGAGCCCCCAGCUCCAGUCGAGGAAGAGCCCCCAGCUCCAGUCGAGGAAGAGCCCCCAGCUCCAGUCGAGGAAGAGCUUCCUGCUCCAGUCGAAGAGCCCCCCGCUCCGGUCGAGGAAGAGCCCCCCGCUCCGGUCGAGGAAGAGCCCCCCGCUCCGGUCGAGGAAGAGCCCCCCGCUCCGGUCGAGGAAGAGCCUCCCGCUCCGGUCGAGGAAGAGCCCCCCGCGCCAGUCGAGGAAGAGCCCCCCGCGCCAGUCGUCGAGGAAGAGCCCCCCGCGCCAGUCGUCGAGGAAGAGCCCCCCACGCCAGUCGUCGAGGAAGUGCCCCCCGCUCCGGUUGUCGAGGAAGAGCCCCCCGCGCCAGUCGUCGAGGAAGUGCCCCCCGCUCCGGUCGUUGUGGAAGUGGAAGCCAAGGCCCCUCCCCGUGAGAACCUCUGCAAGGAAGAGAUGGAGAUGUUUCCCAGGGAGGCCAGUGAGGAAAAGGAGACCAAGAAGCCUCCUCAACGAGAGUACCACCACAGAGAUGUGGCUCACAUCACUCUGACAUCACCUGGCUGCGAUGAAGACAGCUUUUCUCGCCCCCUCCCAGAAGUCAGAUUUGCUGGCUCCCGCCCAGAGGUCACAUUUGCUGGUCUCCCCAAAGAUGAUGACGUGCCCCGUCCCCGUAUGGCCAAAAGCCGCUCAAAAAAUUGGAAUACGGAAACCAUGACUCUGGAAAUGUCCCGGAACUUGCUGCACCACCUCCGGGACAUGUACGAAGGCCUCAUGGGCAACCUGAAGGACCUGCCAGCCAGCCUCAGAAACAAGUUCCAUGGAACCUGUGAGCGCUUGGGCGAGCUCCACGCCAGCUUUGCCACGGCCAACAAAUUCGGGGACUUGCCUACCAGUCUUCUACGCCGGAGCCUGAACAUCAUGUCCGAAGCCCAGGACACCAUGGACGACUUGAUGGACUACGUUUUCCAGAACCCUACCAGCUUGUGUUUUAAGGAAAUGGAGGUCGCAGGACCUGCUCUGGUCAAGGAGGAGGAGGAGAAGAAGGAAGCAGGGCCGGCUCCCAGCAAAGAGGAGGAGAAGGAGGAGAAGAAAAAGAAGGAGGAGGAGGAGGAGGAAGAGGUGGAGAAGGAGAAAGACAUAUUGAGAAUUCUGCAGGUCUACGACCCACAAGGUUGUAAGGAAGACGACACAUAGGUGAAGGCUGUGUUGGUAGGCUAGGAUGCACCAUGGGCCAUACCAUGCCAAGUGGCCUGAAACCCCCCUUCCCAAAUAGUGAAUUUCACUUUAAAAACAAAAA